Saccharomyces eubayanus is the source of this 504-nucleotide messenger RNA. It is a transcript of the gene YPD1, whose product is annotated as Ypd1p. The transcript has a single exon. Gene Ontology annotation, cellular component: cytoplasm; nucleus. Lineage: Eukaryota; Fungi; Ascomycota; Saccharomycetes; Saccharomycetales; Saccharomycetaceae. Gene Ontology annotation, biological process: phosphorelay signal transduction system; phosphorylation. The record is from RefSeq and is a predicted model, not a curated record. The coding region runs from base 1 to 504 and encodes 167 amino acids. Gene Ontology annotation, molecular function: protein histidine kinase binding; histidine phosphotransfer kinase activity.
AUGUCUACCAUCCCACCCGAGAUCAUUAAUUGGACAAUUUUGAACGAAAUCAUAUCGAUGGAUGACGAUGAUUCCGAUUUCUCUAAGAGUUUGAUUAUUCAAUUCAUCGACCAGGCACAAACCACUUUUGCCCAGAUGCAACGACAGCUGGACGGCGAUAAAAAUCUCACAGAAUUAGAUAACUUAGGGCAUUUUUUAAAGGGCUCUUCUGCAGCUUUAGGUUUACAAAGAAUCGCGUGGGUUUGCGAAAGAAUCCAAAACCUGGGCAGAAAAAUGGAGCAUUUCUUUCCCAAUAAGGUUGAAUUAAUCAAUACUCUAAGUAACAAAUCGGUCAUCAAUGGAAUCGAUAUCAACGAGGAUGACGAAGAAAUGAAGAUACAGGCGGAUAAUACACAUGCUGAUUCCAUAUUUUUGAUUUUGAUAGCUAAGGCUUUGAAUCAAGCUAGGUUAGAGUUCAAACUGGCGAGAAUUGAAUUAUCGAAAUACUAUAACACUGAUCUAUGA